AUGGGUCUUUUUUUGUCUACUUUGAAUAAUGGACUAGUUAUCAACACUCCAACUAACGGGUCGGUGACGACUUCUUUGGUAUGUAUGAAUUAUCCUCUUUACAUCUAUCGAAAGGACCUUGGUAUUGAUUUUUUUUUAUCGCUGGAAGAUGUGGAUGGAAUUAUGGGAAUGAGCUGGUUAGAGUUCAACCAUGUUUAUAUCAAUUGUUACAACAAAACUUUAUGGUUUCUUACUUCUGGAGAUAAACAAGAAGAUGAUUUUAUAUCUGCUAAAGAAUUGAAGGAAUUGUUGAAAGAUCAAGCUAAAUCAUUUGCAAUGUUUGCCUCUCUAUCUGUUGAGAGUCAGGCGACUAUUGAAGGAUUACCAGUGACGUAUGAAUUUCCAGAGGUGUUUCCAGAUGACAUGUCUGAAUUUCCGCCCAAGAGAGAGGUGGAGUUUACUAUUGAUCUUGUACCUAGUACUAGGCCAGUUUCUAUGGAACCAUACAUAAUGUCAACAUAA
This is a messenger RNA of Lathyrus oleraceus (garden pea), 501 nucleotides long. RefSeq lists its product as uncharacterized. The transcript has a single exon. Bases 1 to 501 code for a protein of 166 amino acids. The record is from RefSeq and is a predicted model, not a curated record. Lineage: Eukaryota; Viridiplantae; Streptophyta; Magnoliopsida; Fabales; Fabaceae.